Messenger RNA from Balaenoptera acutorostrata (minke whale), 6647 nucleotides. RefSeq names its product transmembrane protein 35B (gene TMEM35B). Gene Ontology annotation, biological process: positive regulation of Rho protein signal transduction; phospholipase C-activating G protein-coupled receptor signaling pathway. Bases 3863 to 4663 code for a protein of 266 amino acids. The transcript has 4 exons. Gene Ontology annotation, molecular function: G protein-coupled receptor activity. Gene Ontology annotation, cellular component: membrane. NCBI's taxonomy places the organism in Eukaryota, Metazoa, Chordata, Mammalia, Artiodactyla, Balaenopteridae. The record is from RefSeq and is a predicted model, not a curated record.
GGCGCGUCCCGGAGGCCUGCGCGGCCAUGGCGCUCCCGCUCGCCGCUCUGCGCGUACUGUUGGGCGGCUUCUUCGCGCUCACGGGGGCGGCCAAGCUCUCGGAGCAGAUCUCGGCUCCGGUGUCUGAGCAGAUGGGGCUAUCUUCACUUUGGUGUCUCUGAAAGAAUCACUGAACACCUGCAUCCCAGCCAUCGUCUGCCUGGGGCUCCUGCUGCUGCUGGAUAUCUGCUAGCUCUUAGUCCAAACUAAAAAGAUGUUCAGACACCCUAGGAAGAAGUCUCCAAGUGCAUUCAAGGAAUCCUGGGAGUAGAGUCUGUCUUGCCUCUUCAUGCCAUGUCACUGCCAAAGCAGGAACAUGGUGGAACACAGAGUGUCACCUUGUUACCAGUACACCCAAGGUUGGCCAGUGUUGAAGUAGACAUCUGGUCUACCUGGCCCUGCUUUCUCGGACAUUUACUGCUCUUUUUUGAGGGGUACAUGUUACACAUUCUAGCAUUCCUCAUGUGAAAAUAGAAAAUAAAUUUAAAUCACCCAAACUUUUAAUGCCCCCCAAAUAACUACUUUCAAUUCCUUUGUAUAACUGUACCUCCCAGUUUUUUUCUGUGCCUUUAUACAGAUUUUUUUUAAUGAAAAUGAGAUCCCAUAUAUGACUUUAUUACCCGCUUUUUAAACCUAAUACCCUGUAAUACCAUUCUCUGUCUGUUUUACCUCAUUGAUGUUAAUGGGUGCAUAGUAUUCCAUUGUAAGGAUGUACUGUAAUGUAUCUAUACAAGCCCCCAAUGAGAAACAUUUGGAUUAUUCCCAAUUUUUUAACUAUUGUAAACCUCACAGUUAAUCAUCUCUGCAUAUUUAUUUUCUUUCCCUAGAAGUGAGGGUGCUGAUUCAAAAGGCAUGCACGUUUUUAAGGUUUUUAUUAUAUGCUUAGAAUUUACACAUCGAGUAUGGCAGAGUAUUGAGUAUACCUGCUUCUGCCUGCUGAGCCACAUGAAGUACUCCCCAUUCUGUUUUUUCUUUUAAAUUUUGUUUUUGGCUGCGUUGGGUCUUUGUUGCUGCGCGCGGGCUUUCUCUAGUUGUGGUGAGCGGAAGCUACUCUUUGUUGCGGUGCACGGGCUUCUCAUUGCGGUGGCUUCUCGUUGCGGAGCACGGGCUCUAGGCGCGCGGGCUUCAGUAGUUGGAGCACACAGGCUCAGUAGUUGCGGCAUGUGGGCCCUAGAGUGCACGGGCUCUAGGGCGCGUGGGCUUCAGUAGUUGUGGCAUGGGGGCUCCGUAGUUGUGUCUCACAGGCUUAGUUGCUCUGCAGCAUGUGGGAUCUUCCUGGACCAGGGAUUGAACCCGUGUCCCCUGCAUUGGCAGGCAGAUUCAGUGGUAACCACUGCGCCAUCAGGGAAGUCCCUCCCAUUCCUUUUUAUCUCGUGCACUUUAGAGUUGUAAAGCUAACAAAGAUGGACAUUAAGUCAUCAUUUUACAGGACCUGAAACUGCUAGGGCAGUGCUCCUUGGACACCUAGAUGGAGGCAGGGGACAGCUAACUCUAAGGCAUGCUGCAUGUUAAAGCAGUGCCAGAACCUGUGAUGAAUCCCAGAGGUCCUAGGGAGUCAGAAGGGUGUGUGAGAGAGACAAUUCUCGAGGGCAAGUGACCAUGUUAGGGUACCUACUAUCACAUCACCAACCAUCUUCACCUCAGUGGGGGUCUUUUGGGAAGUGAUGUACCUCCAUAAGGGAAAAUAGUGAAGAAAAAGAAAUCAUUUAUUUAUGCAAAUACUCUAGCCACCAGCCUACAAAUUGCUUUGGGGGUUAGGGAAUGGCUUUUGGGAGCCCACAGGAGUGAAAGAAGUCUAUGUAUAUUACUCCAUUUCAUCUUCACUAUAGAAGGGUAAUUUCUGCUCUGACACUGACAAGCUGGGAACCUCAGGUAAGCUGGCACUCUUAGGUCUUCUUGUGUCUGAAAGCACAGUGAUGCAAUCUCUCUAUAGUUAAGUGUGUGUGUGUGUAUACAUAUAUAUGUAUAUUAAUACAUAUAUAUGUAGUAGUAUAUGUAUACUACAUGUACAGCGUGUCAAAAUAAGGAAACUUUCUGUCACAUAAUAGGUCCAGAGAUAACAUAGUUUCAGUUUCUUUUUUAAAAAAAUAAAUUUAUUUAUUUUUCUCUGCGUUGGGUCUUCGUUGCUGUGCGCGGGCUUUCUCUAGUUGCAGCGAGCGGGGGCUACUCUUCGUUGCGGUGCGCGGACUUCUUAUUGUGGUGGCUUCUCUUGUUGCGUAGCACGGGCUCUAGGCAAGUGGGCUUCAGUAGUUGUGGCUCGCGGGCUCUAGAGCGCAGGCUCAGUAGUUGUGCUGCUUUCAAUUUAUUGACUUCUGCCCUCAGGGUUACAAAAUAGCUGAAGCAGCUCCAGACAACACAUUUGCACAUAAUAUCCAAAGGUGAAAAGAAAGAGGAAAGCUCUCUUAGAAGACCCCUAGGUUUCCCCUUGCAUCCCACUGUACAUAGUUAUGUCACAUUUCCGUCCUUAGACCAAUCACUGGCAAGGAGAAUGGAAUUUCCAAGUUGGACUUAGACUAGUUAAGAUUUACCCACACUGGUCAAGUGGUCAGCAAAGAAGAAGGGAGAGAGUAGAUAGUGCCACUUAUUAGCUUAUUUGCAAAUAUGGAUAAUGAUGGCAAAUAUUUUCAUAGAGUUGCUGUGAAGAUUUAGUGAGUUAAAGUGCUUACAAUAGUGCCUGGUGCAUGAUAAGUGCUCAGUAAAUGCUAUUAUUAAAUAGUGUUUGUUAUUAAAUAGCAGUUCUACAGAUGAGAAAAUGGAUUCAGAAAGCUUAAGUGUCUAUGUGUCAGACCUGAGACUAGAAUUAAGACCUGGUUGACUCCAGAACCCACACUUUGCACUGCACCAGCUGCCAAAGUCGGAAGUGGGCAGGUGUGGCACCCCUGCUCUUCAACUUGAAGGUAGUUGGGAUGAUCGGUCCAAUGUAAUUAAAUCUCCAUUGCUUCCCAGAAUUGCCCCUCUGCAUGAAAAUUUUGAAGCCCUUGAAAGUAGAGCCUGGAAACCCUGGGAUCCUGACCUCUUACCAUCUCCACCCCUUCCAGGAUUCCACAGCCAGCUUGUCUCCAACCAGGACUUCGAGUAAAACCUCACACAGCUGGCAUUAGAUUGAAGGCUCCUAUUUACCAAGGCUUGGCCUGUAAGCUGAUUUAGCAGCUACAGGGCCCUUCAAGCUUGGCUGUAGGGCCCACCCAGCAGCUGCAGGAAAGGCAUGGUGCUGGGAGAGUAGGCUGGCCAGCUGGUAUGGAGGAGCAGUUGGGAUUGACAGCAGCAGGAGUAUCUUCAGCUUUAGGUGUGCUGCCUCACCCCAAGGAGAAGCCAGGCCUUAGGAAACGGGCCCCCCAAACCACAGCCUAAGCCUUGGUCAGGUCGGCACAAUGACAUUCAGUUGCGAGGCCUUCCUUAUACUUUGCUAUCUCCCUCCCUGUGCCCCCUUGCCUUGCAAUGACAUUCCCUUCCCUUGGGGCCCUGGCUGCACCCCACAAACCCUGCUCACAGCUGCCACAGGUGGACUCCAGCCCUUCCAGCUGUUGAGCCCAUUCUUCAUGUCGUGUCCUGGGAUUAGUCAGUUGAUGGGAGGGCCUAGGAUAUGCGGGUGGCAGUGGAUUCUGAUCUGUCUCAGGCCCCCAGGCCCCCAGGAACCCAGAGAGAUCUGCAGCAGCCAGAGCAGCAAGAGUUUUAAAUCAGACCCAGGACUUCUUUGUGGUCAAAAGGCAAGGGGGAAGGAAACAAGACUGGAAGGCCUGCGAGAUGUGAAACCUUUUCAGCUCUGCCCAGGGUGCUCCAGGCAAGCCCCAGGAGAGGACCCUCACCAAGUCCCAGGUCCGAGAUGAACAGUAGCGCUGGGGAGCUGGGUGUUGGUGCUGGCGGCCGCAGCCCCUGGGACGACCCUGCUGGCUUCAUCAUGGUGCCCGCAGCCUACGCCUUGGCUCCGGGCCUGGGGCUGCCGGCCAACGUGGCGGCCAUGGCAGUGUUCGUCCGCCAUGGCAGGCGCCUGGGCCAGGCCCUGCGUCUCCACCUGCUCAACCUGGCCCUGGCCGACGUGCUCUUCACGCUCACGCUGCUGCUGUGGCUCACCUACUACCUAGGCCCGACCCCCUGGCCCUUCCCGGAGGCUGCCUGCCGCUCGGCCGGGGCCACCUACUGCGUGUCCACCUACGCAGCACGGCCUCGCGGCGCUCACCAGCGUGUGCCGCUGCGGCUCGGUGCGCCCGCCCGGCCCUGCGCCGCUGGGGCCCUGCCCGCGCCACGUGCGCCGCCGCGGCUGGCCAGCCUGGCCUGCGCCGCACCCUCGCUGGCCGCCCCGCAUGCGCUGCGCCCCAAGCCGGGCGGCGCCGCUCGCUGCCUGGAGCGCGGCUGGGCUAGCGCGGGCCUGGCCUACGCCACCGUGGCCUUCUUCCCCGCCGCCUUCCUGCUGGUGCUCGCGGCCUAUGUGAGCUUGGCGCGGGCGCUCGCGGCGCCCUCGGGCCCGGGGCCGGCCCUGGCCCCAGCCGGUCCAAACCGGCACGCGGCCAGGACCAUGGUGCUCGGGCACCUGUUGGUCUUUGCCCUCUGCCUGGCGCCCUACCACCUGCUGCUGGUGCCCUGGGUGGCCGGGCAGGAGGGCACCGUGGGCCACCUCCAUGCUUGACGUCCUGCACACCCUCAGCCUGGCGCUGCUGAGUCUCAACAGCUGCCUGGACCCGCUCAUCUACUGCUUCUCUGUGCGCUGCUUCUGCCAGGACUGCUGGGCGCUGAGCUGCCUCCCGGGGGUGGGGAGGUCCGGGGCGCAUUUGGCCUCCUUGGUCUCCUCCCAGAGAGCCCCCUGGCCUGCUGCCUGCUUCACCCCUGCCACCCUCCCAGUGGCAUCCUGGGUGGUGAAAGCUCUUUGCAAGGACCUAGACUCCAAUCCUGACGCAGCCACAUACUAGCCGCCUGUAGUUGUAGACCUCCGGGCUCUGUCAAAAGGGGAAAGAACAUUCUUUGUAACCCGAAUGUUUCCUAGACUUUGCCAGUGUUUGGAUACAGGUAAUAUGCCACUGCUUUCAAAAUCUCUGGGGAUAAACCCCAAAGUCCUAAAAAGGGCCUACAAGGGCUGAGUGGCUCCUGCUUCUCUCUCAGCAUCCUCUCAUCCUCAUUUUCCCUCUUCUCCUCUACCACAUCUGCCCGUCUCCGUGGGUUGAGUCACCUUAUCAGUCCCUGGAACAGACCAGUUUCCUCCUCUUCAAGGCCUUUGUAACUGACUGCCAGGAAUGAUGUCCCUCUGUCUCCUUUGCUAAGUUAAUUCCUUUUCAUUCUCACUUCCUCAAACGUACCUGUAGGGAAGCCUUUCUUGACCAGCACCACAUACACCAUUCCCUAGACUGGGUUAGAUCCGGUUGCUCUUUUAUAGGUCUUUCCACAAUUCCAAUCAGGCAAUUAACUGGUUAGUUCUUCUUUUUUUUUCUGUUGUUCUUUCUGUAUUUAUGUCGAUCCAUAAGAAAGUGCCGUUUUUGUAGACCCCAAAGGGUUGAAUACUGGCAGUUUUAUUUUCAUCCAGUUCAACUUAAUAAAUUCCAUGUUUGUCUUACUGCUUGCUACUGUGCCUUGCACGUAGUAAGACCUCAGUAUGUCAGAUGAAUGCGUGAAACCUGAAUAUCAUUAGCUUAAAAUGCUCAAGGACUCACUCCGACAUUCUAGUCUCUGGUAGAUUUUCCUCAAGUGUUUCUGGGAUUCUCCAAGCUUGUAUUACCAGAUGCAUUCUUGAACCAGUCCUGAUGAUUGCUUCCUUCUGCUGUUGCUGGUUACCUGCGACUCUGCCAUCACCUCCACUGCCCCAAGAGUCCUGUGCCAAGACUUGGUGAUAACCAAGCUGGAGAUCCAUCCUGCCAUUAGCUGGGACAGGGAUCGGCCAGACUCGCUGCCUUCCGCUUCAGCUGAGCCAGGACUCUGUCACUGGGUGCAAAUCCCUGGCAAUGGUUCUGGCCACCAGUGCUUUCCCUCCUCGUGCCUUGAUGACUUAGCAGUUGGCUUCAAGUGGGGGAAUGGAACCACUCCCUCUCCUCGGCCAUGUUAUUGGAGGCCCCAUAGCAAGACUGCUUGGGUCUCAAGGAGUUAAGCUUAAUGAGUGAGGGCAGCAUGUUCAUGUUGCCAAGUCAGCUGGGUCAGGAAGGGUUCACCAGUCAGCUACCAUGUCUUACUGACCUCAGGUCCUAUUGCUGAAUUUGCCUUCUUAUGGUAAAUUUGAGAAAUUUCUUCUUUAAUUUUUGAUACAUUACCUUUCAUUGGUCCCUUAUUCCUUCUUUAAAUGUUUUCUUUUACAUUUAAAAAAUAAUACAUGUUCAUGAAAAGAAAUUCAAAGCAGUAGAGAAAAAUGCAAAAUAAAAAAUAAAGCUUCCCCCAGUGGUAACCACCAUUCACAGUUUCUUGUUGUGUAUAUCUUUCCAGAGAUUUUCUAUUACAGUACAGAUAUAGGUAUAGUCAAUUUCCUUCAAAAAUCCACAAAUGGGAUAGUGUUACAAGGCUCUUCUGCACUUUUCCUCAUUUAAUGUAUCUUGUACAUCUUUUUAUAUCAGCACGUAUAGAUGUACCUCAUUCUUUUUAAUAGAUACAGAGUAUUGAUUUUACUCAAUUGGUCCCCCUGUUGAUGGGCAUUU